AUGGCAGACGCUGUACUCACCUCCCUCUGCGGCAUCUGCCAUAUCUGCGCUCCGAAAUACAAAUGCCCCCGCUGCAAUAUCGCGACUUGUUCACUGAAGUGCAUCACGACGCACAAGGCUUGGUCGCAAUGCAGCGGCGAACGUGACCAAACCGCCUAUGUCACCAAAUCGAAGUUGGCUACCGCUGCUGGCGUUGACCAUGACUACAAUUUCCUGCAUGGCAUCGAGAUGGCGUCCGAACGCGCGGAGCGGGUCUUGGUCGAAGACAAAGGCAUAAUACAAAAGGACGAAUUACGGCCGCUGACGAUGGAGGAGGUGAGGUGGAAGGUGGGCAGAGAUGGGAGGAAGAGAAAGGUUUUGGUGACGAGGGUCUUGAAACAAACCAAAGAGAGAUUGGUAGACAAGCUGCUUGCGAACAAACUUAAGAAGUUGAACACAGUAGUUGUGUCCGCACCCCAAGGCAUGACGAGGCAGAAGGAAAACCAGACCACGAUAAGCCGAAAGUCUGGUCGGGUCAAUUGGCAAGUGGAGUGGUUCAUAUUCGAGAAGAGCCUUACCGAUACGAACAAAACGGACAAGUCAAGACUUCUUUCAAAGCUUUCGGACGAUGUGCCGCUAUACGUGGGAUACAAUGCGCUACUGGAAAGCCAAUCGAAGUCAGAAGGCAAAGUGCAAAAGCGAUCCUUCAGGGGAGUUGCGCAGAAUCCCUCCACUGCGCAUUGGCACUUGGCGAGUGAUUCUCUCCAGGACCCUCAGACAGGCGGCUGGAUUUCGAUUCGAACGGCAUCAAUUGACGCGUGGCCUCGAGAACAAGACGAGUUGCAGCGACGACAGUUUCAAUUCUUCCUUGAGAGCGCCCAGAAGCGAUCGAGCCAGCUGGUCACCCUUACACCACUUCCCUCUGAGGACUGUCUUCGAAAUAUCCUUUCUAAUACCAAAGUUCUCGAAUUUCCGGCGAUAUAUGUCUUGCGCGAGGGGGAAGCUCUUCCGGCUGGGUUUGUUCUGGGUCCAAAAGAUACCGUCCCGUCCCUUGAAGAGCAACAACGGGGCGCAAAACGCAAAGGUGUUCCACAACAAGGAAAGGGUAUGAACCGACCUGCGAAACGGAGAAGACCAGGUGACGCGGAGGACAUCGAAGAGGGCGAACUUGGAGGCGAUGGAGGCGCGGAUGAAGCUGGCGACGUGAUUGCCGAGCAAAGCUUGAGCGAGGACGAAGAUGAUACCAGUGAUGACGAGUCUACCAGCAGCUCGGGAUCUGACAGUGACUAG
Messenger RNA from Trichoderma virens Gv29-8, 1269 nucleotides. RefSeq lists its product as uncharacterized. The record is from RefSeq and is a predicted model, not a curated record. Gene Ontology annotation, cellular component: nucleus; pre-snoRNP complex. The transcript has a single exon. NCBI's taxonomy places the organism in Eukaryota, Fungi, Ascomycota, Sordariomycetes, Hypocreales, Hypocreaceae. Gene Ontology annotation, biological process: snoRNA localization; maturation of LSU-rRNA from tricistronic rRNA transcript (SSU-rRNA, 5.8S rRNA, LSU-rRNA); box C/D snoRNP assembly. Bases 1 to 1269 code for a protein of 422 amino acids.